Molecule: messenger RNA, 3819 nt
Organism: Gadus morhua (Atlantic cod)
Lineage: Eukaryota; Metazoa; Chordata; Actinopteri; Gadiformes; Gadidae
Product: NLR family CARD domain-containing protein 3
Exons: 7
Coding region: 98-3094 (998 amino acids)
Molecular function (GO): protein binding
Source: RefSeq, a predicted model, not a curated record
AGAGAGUCAGAGGGAGAAGGAGGAGGAGGAUGGUAAGAACGAGGAGCAGAGGAGGCGUGCCAUAGAGGGAGUGGUAGACAUCACAAAGCUCUGCCUGAUGGAGAUGAACCAGGAGGAACUGGCUGACAAGCUGGGGAGUGGAGCUGUUGCGUUCCAGUGGCAACAUGAACUCAAGGCUCAUCUGAAGAAGAAGUUCUACUGUGUGUUUGAGGGACUCGCUAGAGCCGGAGAGCAGAGACCUCUGAAUGAGAUCUACACAGAGCUCUUCAUCACAGAGAGAGGCAGUGGAGAGGUCAACAUGGAACAUGAGGUCAGACUGAUUGAAAAGGCAUCCAGGAAAACAGCCAAUGAGGAAACACCAAUCAGAUGUGAAGACAUCUUUAAACCUGGACAAGAUAAACCAAUCAGAACAAUAAUGACAACCGGAGUGGCCGGCAUUGGUAAAACUCUCUUAACACACAAGUUCACUCUGGACUGGGCAGAAGGCAAAGCCAACCAAGACAUAGACUUCGCAUUUCUCCUCACUUUCAGAGAGCUGAAUUUACUGAAAGGGAAAGAGUUUAGCUUACUGGAACUUCUUCAUCAGUUUUCUGUUGAAACCAAAGAAUCAGGAAACUACAGAUACGACAAUGACCAAGUAGUCUUCAUCUUGGAUGGUCUGGAUGAGUGUCGACUUCCUCUGGACUUCCAGAACAACCCGAUCUGGACUGAUGUCACCGAACCGACCUCAGUGGACGUGCUGCUGACAAACAUCAUCAGGGGAGUCCUGCUUCCCUCUGCGCGCAUCUGGAUAACCACACGCCCUGCCGCAGCCAAUCAGAUCCCUGCUGAGUGUGUUGACAUGGUGACAGAGGUGAGAGGGUUCACCGACCCACAGAAGGAGGAGUACUUCAGGAAGAGAUUCAGAGAGGGGACAAUGGCCACCACAAUCAUCUCUCACGUCAAGAAAUCUCGAAGCCUCCACAUCAUGUGUCACAUCCCAGUCUUCUGUUGGAUCACUGCUACAGUUCUAGUGGACUUCUUCAAAACAUCCCAGAGAGGAGAAGAGGUGCCCAAGACCGUGACUCAGAUGUACAGCCACUUCCUGAGGGUUCAGUCCAUACAGGGGGACAGGAAGUAUCGUGAGAGAGCUGAAACGGAUCCACACUGGAGUUCGGAGAGCAGGGAGAUCAUUGUUUCUCUGGGGAAACUGGCUUUUAACCAGCUGGAGAAAGGUCAGCUGAUCUUCUACGAGGCAGACUUGGCAGAGUGUGACAUCGAUAUCAGAGCAGCCUCAGUGUACUCAGGAGUGUUCACCCAGAUCUUUAAAGAGGAGUGUGGACUGCACCAGGACAGGAUGUUCUGCUUCGUCCAUCUGAGCAUCCAGGAGUUUCUGGCUGCCCUGCAUGUCUUUCUGUCCUACAUCAACACUGGUGUCAACCUGCUCACAGAAGAACAUCCAACCUCCAGGGAUGCUGAACUCCUCCUCUACCAGAGUGCGGUGGACAAGGCCUUACAGAGUGAGAACGGACACCUGGACUUGUUCCUCCGCUUCUUCCUGGGCCUCUCUCUAGAGACCAAUCAGAUGCUCCUACAAGGUCUGCUGGGACCAAGAGGAAGUAAAUUACUGGACAAUCUAACAAAAAACGUUCCAUCGGAGCAGACAGGAAGGAGGUCACAAAUCAAUACCCAAAUAGUCCAUUACAUCAAGGAGAAGAUAGGUGGAGAUCUCUCUCAAGAGAGAAGCAUCAAUCUGUUCCACUGUCUGAAUGAGCUGAAUGACACUUCUCUAGUGGAGGACAUCCAACAGUACCUGUCAUCAGGAAGUAUCUCCACAGAAUCUCUCACCUCUGCUCAGUGGUCAGCUCUGGUCUUCAUCGUACUGACAUCAGAAGAGCAGCUGGACGUGUUUUACCUGAAGAAAUACUCUGCUUCUGACGAGGGUCUUCUGGGGCUGCUGCCAUUGGUCAAAGCCUCCAAAACAUCUCUGCUGAACAGCUGUAAACUGUCAGAGAGAUGCUGUAAAGCUCUGGCCUCAGCUCUCAGCUCCAACUCCUCUAGUCUGAGAGAGCUCGACCUGAGUACCAAUCGUCUGCAGGAUUCAGGAGUGAAGCUGCUCUCUGCUGGACUGGGGAGUCCACACUGUGCACUGGAAACUCUCAGGCUGACUGGCUGUCAUCUGUCAGAGAGAUGCUGUGAAGCUCUGGCCUCAGUUCUCAGCUCCAACUCCUCUAGUCUGAAAGAGCUGGACCUGAGUACCAACGAUAUGCAGGAUUCAGGAGUGAAGCUGCUCUCUGCUGGACUGGGGAGUCCACACUGUACACUGGAAACUCUCAGGUUGUCUGGCUGCCUGGUCACACAGGAAGGCUGUGCUUCUCUGGCCUCCGCUCUGAGCUCCAACCCCUCCCAUCUGAUAGAGCUGGACCUGAGCUACAAUCACCCAGGAGACUCAGGAGCUGCGCUGCUCUCUGCUGAACGGGAGGAUCCAUGCUGGAGACUGGACACUCUCAGUGUGGAGCACGGUGGAGUGUGGAGGCUGAAACCAGCUCUAGAGAAGUAUGCCUGUGAACUCACACUGGACCCAAACACAGCCUUCAGACGACUCUCUCUGUCUGAGGACAGCAGGAAGGUGACGUGGGGUGAAGAGGACCAGUCGUAUCCGGAUCACCCAGAGAGGUUUGACUACUGGGAUCAGGUGUUGUGUAGAGAGGGUCUGCCUGGCCGCUGUUACUGGGAGGCAGAGUGGGGAAGACGGGUUUAUAUAGGAGUGGCAUACAGAGGAAUAGCAAGGAGAGGAAUGAGUAGUGACGGCGUGCUUGGAAUGAACAACAAGUCCUGGAGUCUUGAAUGUAAUGACGACGAUGACGCUACUGCCUACCGUGCCUUUCACAACGGUAGUAGAACAGUCAUAUGUCCCCCCCCCCCUCGCUCUAACAGAGUAGGAGUGUAUCUGGACCGGCCUGCUGGCUCUCUGUCCUUCUACAGAGUGUCCCCAGGAGGAGGAGGGUCCUCAGACACACUGACACACAUCCACACCUUCCAGGCCUCCUUCACCCAGGAGGUCCUCCUCCCUGGGGUUGGGUUACGCAAGAGUGGUUCCUCAGUGUCUCUGUGAGUGUCCAUUGUAGACACACAGGCACACACAAAGACCCAUGGAAAAGCACACACAUGUAGACAGUCAUAAACACACCCAAACCAACAAACACAUAUGUACAUAGAAAUUAACACGCACACACAAACAAACACAUCGUUCAUGACUCUAUAAACACACACACAUACACACAAACAAACAUAUCGCACUCUAUAAACACACACACACAAACGUAUACAGACUUCAUCCCACACACACACUCACACUCACACACACACACACACUGUUACGUGUGUGGUUGUUUUCCUGUGUCUCCGCUCUCGUUCUCUGUAGGUCUCACACCAUUGGCUGUUCCUCCACCAUCGUCCAACCCCCUGUUCAAUCUGGGAGCUGUCUGUUGGCCAAUCAGUGUCAUCAGGCCUUGAUCACUUGCACCUGUUUGUCUCCGUGGGGGAAGCCAUUGUCUGCCUGUGUGUUGGCUGUGUCGUGCUGUUGCCUUUUGUUUGUAAGAUGCCAUGGGGGUUUAGGUGAAUAGGUAAGAUACCCUUGGGUUUACACUACCAUCACGUAGAUUUACUCUGUUAUCACAUCAGGUUAGAAGCGGGGCCACCCUCUGUAUGUAUUAGCUAGGUUGUAUGUGUGCACUAGUUAGUUGUCACUUUAUUUUGUUUUCUUUGAUUUGGCUCCGCUUAUAGUUCCCUAUUCCCCUUGGCGGAUCGCUAGCUAAAUAAACACACUUAUGUACCCAG